ACCUGGACUCCCAGGUCUCCUCUGCGGGGUUGGGGACCAUCCUGAGAGCCGACGAGCCCAAAUCCCACUCUUACUUCCAGAGCGUCUCCAUCACCAAAGUGACUCUCCCUGAUGGGGUGAGUGUCCCCUGUGGCCAGGGCCACGGGGAGACAACAGUGACCCGCCGGAGGGGGGACCAGGCCUUCAUCACCACCACCAAGGAGGACGGGCAGAGCAAGGACUACCGGGAGGAAGUGGUUAACAUGGAUGACCGGGAGCUGGCGCAGUUUGCGGGCACGUGGCCGCGGCAAGAUGAGCUCCACGCUCCCAACAUGACCGACCCAUCGCGUCUUACCUGCGGUGUGGCCCUGAUCGGUUUAAAGUCUGCAUGUUAUCACCUACCCCAGCCCCAGGGCUCAUAA
Molecule: messenger RNA, 401 nt
Organism: Cariama cristata (Red-legged seriema)
Lineage: Eukaryota; Metazoa; Chordata; Aves; Cariamiformes; Cariamidae
Gene: HAX1
Product: HCLS1 associated protein X-1
Exons: 4
Biological process (GO): regulation of actin filament polymerization; negative regulation of apoptotic process
Cellular component (GO): mitochondrion; apical plasma membrane; actin cytoskeleton
Source: RefSeq, a predicted model, not a curated record